AUGUCUUUCCUUUUGGGAGGUAUUCGCUUCCAGGAACAGAUUUAUAACAGCACAGUCACUCAGAUGAGCGCAUGCCUUCUGAGUUUGAGUGUCACCAGUCUUCUCCUACCUACUGCAUUCCAUGCAUCUUGGUCGAACAGUGCAUCGGCCGACAGAAACACUUUGAAAGUUAGCCGUGGAACCAGUGUGGUGCUGCUCCUCAUCUACAUUCUCUACAUCAUUUUUCAACUCAAAUCCCACUCCUAUCUUUACGCGAGUAUCCCACAACAGAUCAUUGAUGAAGAAUCUCAUCCUGGUAUCCUGGCGGAGUUUAUGAACAGCUCUUCCGAUUCAUCAAGCAGCUCGUCUGAUGAUUCCGAUGACACCACAACAUCAUGGACAACCGCAAAGCGCAUCAAGCGAGCCAUGAGACACCGCAGACGUCGAAAGUCCAGCACGAGCUCCAAUCAUACUGCCUCUGGCACUCUUAGCAAGAAGCAUUCCGGCGAUGCAUCCCGUCCAGUGAUGAAUGAGAAGAGCACCUCUACAGAGGGACCUACUUCCAACCAUUCAAUCGCCAUUGAUUUUGCAGACGAUGGUCACUACGAAGCAGAUGAUGAUAAGCGAAUCAACGAGCCUCGCUCGAUAGAUUUUGGUCCGCGAUCAAUUGGCGAGCAGGAAACAGCCAAGAAGGAUCGCAAAGCAAAGAAGCGGACAAGUAAAAAGCACAAAUCCCGCAAGGAAGACAAUGUCGACGCCUUGGACACGGAUGCAUCGAUUCAGCGACCGUCCCUGCCGUCUCAUCUGUCUGCACCUGGUACUGAUGGCAUCAACUCGCCUCAGCCGGCUGAUGUUGCUGCCGCCCUCCCGAAGAGAAAAUCUCCAUUUCGUCCAACGAUACCAUCUUUACUAUCCAAUACUGUCUUUUCAAACACUGCCGCUUCAAACAACCUUACCCAGUCAGCUCCUGGAAAUCCUGGUCUUCGGCGCACGCGGUCUCUUCCUUCGCACAUGUAUCGUCCUCCCCCAGUUGGAAACGCGGUCCAGUUUGCUAGAGGCGCUGCUCGUAUACCAACUACGGUUGAUGUCACAGCUAACAAUGCUCCUCCUGAGCACAAAGAAUCUGAGAUAUCACGCACGGUUGCCGUGGUUAUGUUACUGGUGUCGACUGCGCUUGUCGCAGUAUGUGCCGAGUUCCUAGUGGACGCCAUCCCAGAUAUGAUUGAAAGCUCAUCGGUCAGCGAGGCGUUUAUUGGUCUGAUCAUUCUGCCCAUUGUCGGUAAUGCUGCAGAACACGUUACCGCCGUCAGUGUGGCCACCAAGAACAAGAUGGAUUUGUCCAUUGGCGUGUCAGUGGGAAGCAGUAUUCAAAUUGCAAUUUUUGUCACACCCCUGGUGGUCAUUCUAGGCUGGUGCAUGGACAAGGACAUGUCUCUGUACUUUACCCUGUUCGAAACCAUCUGUUUGUUUGUGACUGCUUUUGUGGUCAACUUUCUGGUUCUGGAUGGUCGAAGCAAUUACCUUGAGGGCGCGCUGCUUAUUGCCGCCUAUGUCAUCAUCAGUGUUGCGGCCUUUUUCUAUCCUGGAACUGACCAGUCCGCCGAUAUUGCGAGCGCUGGAUCGAGUUAA
This is a messenger RNA of Aspergillus viridinutans, 1608 nucleotides long. RefSeq names its product putative membrane bound cation transporter. Gene Ontology annotation, molecular function: calcium:proton antiporter activity. Gene Ontology annotation, biological process: calcium ion transmembrane transport; intracellular calcium ion homeostasis. The record is from RefSeq and is a predicted model, not a curated record. The coding region runs from base 1 to 1608 and encodes 535 amino acids. Gene Ontology annotation, cellular component: fungal-type vacuole membrane. The transcript has 6 exons. NCBI's taxonomy places the organism in Eukaryota, Fungi, Ascomycota, Eurotiomycetes, Eurotiales, Aspergillaceae.